Molecule: messenger RNA, 1019 nt
Organism: Brassica oleracea var. oleracea
Lineage: Eukaryota; Viridiplantae; Streptophyta; Magnoliopsida; Brassicales; Brassicaceae
Exons: 2
Coding region: 203-826 (207 amino acids)
Source: RefSeq, a predicted model, not a curated record
AGAAAAACUUAUUCCCCAAAAAAAAGUAAGUAGAGACGGGAGAAUCUAAAAUUUCUUGACGAGGAAGCAAAAUCAAAACCACAAAGUAGAAGAAUACAUCAAAUUAGGAGUUUGAAAUCUUAACAAAUUCUUUUUAAUCUCUCGAGAAGGAGGAGGAAGGUGUAAUAAUACGGAAGAUCCAAGUCGGGGGGGUUCGGAGACGAUGGAGCCUUCUCAUUCCGGAUCCCAACCACCGCAGAAAGCCGUUCCUAGACUGGCUACUGUGGGCUGGCGAACUAUGUUGAUCUUCAAUCUCGGUCUUGCUGCUUUUAUAUUUGCGAAGAAACGAGAAAGGGACAUUGAUGUGGGCGAGAAAAUGGGAGUUAAAAAGGGCAGUAAAGGUGCGAAAAAGACUGUUGUCAACACCCAGGCCGAGAAAGCUGCAGAAGAAAACAACAGCAGAGUUGCAGAAACUGACAAGGCUAAGAACUCAGAGACUGCAGUACUACUGGACAAGGAAGAAGCCAAACCGAUCCCUAAGCAUGAUGAUCCUCUGUUUGAGUUUACGGAUGCAGCAGCUGAUGAGCUGGUGUUCCAGGGUGCGGCAGCCGAGCCUGUAAAGGUAGCAAGGAAACCGAUUCCGGAAGAUGAGCAAAGGGAGCUUUUCAAGUGGAUCUUGGAAGAGAAAAGGAAGAUGGUACCAAAAGACAGGAAAGAUAAGAAACGUAUUGACGAAGAGAAAGCUGUGUUGAAACAGUUUAUUCGGGCAGAGAGGGUUCCGAAGCUUCUCCCUGAUGAUUCUGUUGAUUCUUCUCUACGUGAUUGGGACAAAUUCUUCUCCAAGUAGAGAGAAACAUAAGAGACUAGUCUACUAGUUUUUUUUUUGUUGGCUACCCUCAUUUCUUUUUUACUACUUUGAUUGUUUAGUUUAGGCAUCCGGAAUUGGAUCCAACGGUUAGUUCAGUUUGGUUAACACACUUUUCGAUUAAUCAAUUCGCUUAAAAAGCUUGUCAAAUUGAACUGGAAAAAGUUAUGUUCAA